This is a messenger RNA of Purpureocillium lilacinum, 2304 nucleotides long. Its product is annotated as increased rDNA silencing protein. The record is from RefSeq and is a predicted model, not a curated record. Gene Ontology annotation, molecular function: protein binding; calcium ion binding. NCBI's taxonomy places the organism in Eukaryota, Fungi, Ascomycota, Sordariomycetes, Hypocreales, Ophiocordycipitaceae.
AUGAAUCCCGCGGGCCUAGCAGCACCGCCGUCGUCGUCGUCCGCCUCCCCCGACAGCGCGACCUCGUCCGCCGCCGCGGCCGCCCUCCGCGGCGCGUCCCUUGCCUUUCAAAAGACAAGACCCGCCGCGUCGUCGCCGCCGACCCAGCCGCACGAGAGGAGGGGCGGCCAUGCCGGCGGCGCGGCGCUCUCGGCUGCCACGGGGGCUGCUUCGGCGUCGGCGUCGGCGCGGUCUAGAUCUCCCGCUCGGCCCGGCGGCGCCCCUCGUCCACACGGUACGGGAGGCAGCUCGCCGGCAGAAGUAGAGGCUGCGUCGGCGGUGGCUCACGUACCGCCUCACGGGCUGGUGGCGGCGCGUCUACACCAGCUUGGGGGUCCCUCGUCGCCGUCAUCGUCAUCGCCGUCGGCGCCUCUAUCCGCUGCUGUCCAGGCGCAGCACCAUUUGCUUCAGCAGCAGCAUCAGCAGUCGCCGCACCUUCACUUCCCGGGCGGUGGCGGCGGCAGAGCUAUCGAUCCUAAGAGCCCGAGCUUCAUUGCGGCGACGCUGGCGGCGAGCCGCAGCGUGAGCCCCGGGCCCAAGAUGGCGGCCCCGGCCUUGCGACGCAAGGCUAGCGCCGGGGCCGCGAGCACGCUGAGCGGCGGGAGCGACGCGCCGGUCGAUUCGGGAUCCAUUGCGCCGACGGGCUCGCUGAUAUCCAUGUUUGAGCGGAGCGGGAGUGACUCGGCCAAGAGGGCAUCGCCCACGGGCAACGUCGUCGGGAGUGCAGAGGCCCAGCGGAUAGCCAUGGGAAGAUAUAUGGCUGCACCGCCGCGAACGCUCCCGAGUCCGCGCCCUGCGACGCCUCCGCCGGCGACCACGGUCAAACCGAACAAGAGCAGCGAGGCCGUUCCGAGGCAGCCGCUUACUCCUCCGCCGCCCAUCACCGCACAGAAGUCGGCUGCUGUGUCACCUGCCGUGUCGCAGCCAAAGGAGCGGCGUGUCAAGAGUCGGUCGGUCGAUGCUACGGGACCGAGGCCGGAACCGAAACCGAAGCCGCAGGAGCCCAAGGCCCGACAGCCGAGCCCGACGGCUGCCAUGGACGCCCCCGUACGACCUAAACCAGCGCCGGCCGCCAAGCCGGCAGCCGUCGAGCCCCUUGUGCGACCCAGACCAGAGCCGGCCGCCAAGCCGGCGAGGCCGCCAGUCAAGCCGCUGAGGAUACAACCCCCGACGGAGCCUUCCGUUGUUCGUUCGACUCCCGAAGUGCUCUCGCCGACGCCCGUGAGGCCUGUCAAGCCGAGCUUGACGCCAACCGUCGUCCUGUCGCCUCAGGGAUCGAGGGCAUCGCCGCAGGUCUUGUCACCCCCCUCGCCCUCUCCGGAUCCGCAGAAGCGCAGUCCGAAGCCCCAGGCCAAGGCGCGGCCUCCCACUCCACCGAAACCGCGCGGCAGUCAUAGACUCGCCGCCCCGGAGCCCUCGAGCGGCACGAGACCGCGCGCCAGCUCCCACACAUCGAGAGGGCAGCCGAAACCUGAAGUUUAUGGACCCUCAUCGCCCCGUGGGUCGCUAGGGCUCGCGAUGAGGGGGCGUCUGACGCCGCCGUCGCUGCCCACGCGCCGGCUGUCGGUCAGUAGCGCUCCAUCCUCGCCGGCCAUGGACAUACCCCGACGCCACGCCCCGAGUUCUUCGCCAAGCAAUCUCCAGUUAGAUUCACUCACCAGCGCCAUCAUGGCGGGCUCUCUGGCGUCAGCGCGCCUGACACCGCACAACACGGGCUCGUCGAUGCCUCCACCGAGCCUCCCCAAGCGGCAGAAGUCACCGCGUCUCCUCCAGACGCUACGCCAGCCGACGAACCAGCAGGACGAGGAUUCGGAGCGCAACCAGCCAAAGGGUCACCGGCACAAGCUGCAGCGCGGCAAGCACAAGCACCACGAGGGCUCGCGUAAGCGCUGGCGCGAGGAGAUGCUGCCCCGCGAGCGCAAGCGGUACGAGGCCGUGUGGGCGUCGAACCGCGGCAUUCUGCUCGAACAGGACAGCCCGACGCGGAGCGUGGCCAGCGGUAUCGGGCAAGACGCGUCGCAGUACGUGGCCAACGUGGUGGUGCGCGACAUCUGGAAGCGGUCGAGGCUGCCCGAGGACGAGCUGGCCGAGGUCUGGGACGUGGUGGACCGGGAGCGACGCGGCAGGCUCAGCAAGCAAGAGUUUGUGGUGGGCAUGUGGCUCAUCGACCAGAGACUUAGAGGGAGAAAGAUCCCGCAGAGGGUCACGGACAGCAUGUGGGGGAGCGCCAACGGGGUGAUGGUGAGGCCGCCCAAGGGGAGGUGA